Molecule: messenger RNA, 1455 nt
Organism: Salvelinus sp. IW2-2015
Lineage: Eukaryota; Metazoa; Chordata; Actinopteri; Salmoniformes; Salmonidae
Source: RefSeq, a predicted model, not a curated record
AGGAUGGCAAGUGUAUCCAGAGUCCUGACCAAGAGGAUUUUAUCAACUAAAGCCUUCCCUGCAGCAACCCGAUGCAGCUCCAGGAACAUCCACUUCUCCAUCUAUGGGAAGAAGGACAACGCCAAAGUGUCAGAUGAUAUCUCAACCCAGUACCCGGUAGUGGAUCAUGAGUUUGAUGCGGUGGUGGUAGGGGCUGGGGGAGCAGGUCUGAGAGCUGCUUUUGGUCUGUCUGAGGCUGGCUUCAACACGGCCUGUGUCACCAAGCUGUUCCCCACUAGGUCUCACACUGUGGCAGCACAGGGUGGGAUCAAUGCAGCCCUGGGUAACAGAGGAGAUGAUUGGAGGUGGCACUUCUACGACACAGAAGGAUCUGAUUGGCUAGGGGACCAGGAUGCUAUCCACUACAUGACAGAGCAGGCCCCAGCUGCCGUGGUGGAGCUGGAGAACUUUGGAAUGCCCUUCAGUCGGACAGAGGAUGGGAAGAUCUAUCAGAGGGCCUGGGGUCAGAGCCUGAAUUUUGGAAAGGGAGGCCAAGCACACCGAUGCUGCUGUGUAGCUGACAGGACUGGACACUCCCUUCUUCACACAUUGUAUGGACGGUCCUUAAGGUAUGAUACCAGCUACUUUGUGGAGUACUUUGCCCUGGACCUGCUGAUGAGAUGUGAAUGCAGAGGAGUGAUCGCUCUCUGUAUGGAGGAUGGAUCCAUCCACCGCUUCACCAACAACACUGUCAUCGCUACUGGUGGUUAUGGGACCUACCUCAGCUGUACCUCAGCCCACACCAGCACGGAUGGCAACGCCAUGGUAACCAGAGCUGGCCUACCAUGCCAGGACCUGGAGUUUGUACAGUUCCACCCCACGGGGUAUCUAUGGUGCCGCUGCCUCAUCACUGAGGGUUGCCGUGGAGGAGGGAUCCUCAUCAACAGUGAAGGAGAGCGCUUUAUGGAACGCUACGCUCCCAACGCCAAAGAUCUGGCCUCCCGGAUGUGGUGUCACGCUCCAUGACCAUUGAUCCGCGAGGGAAGGGGUUGUGGUCCAGAGAAGGACCAUGUGUACCUGCAGUUGCAUCACCUGCCUCCCCAGCAGCUGGCCACCCGCCUGCCUGGUAUCUCUGAGACCGCCAUGAUCUUCGCUGGGGUUGACGUCACCAAAGAGCCCAUCCCUGUCCUGCCCACCGUCCACUACAACAUAGGAAUCCCCACUAACUAUAAGGGACAGGUCAUAACUCAUCCAGAUGGGAGGACAAUGGUGCCAGGGCUGUAUGCCUGUGGUGAGGCUGCCUGUGCCAGUGUCCAUGGUGCCAACCGGCUGGGUGCCAACUCCCUGCUGGAUCUGGUGGUGUUUGGCAGAGCCUGUGCCCUCACCAUCGCUGACACCUGCACUCCAGGUGAGAAGCUUUCCCCACUGAAGCCCAGUGCUGGAGAGGAGUCUGUGGCCAACCUGGACAAGAUCAGG